AUGACGAGCCAGCUGAGGGAGGCCCGCCAUCUCGAGAGCCACGUCGUGAUCUUUCUGCAUCGAGUCCCGGAGGUAGAUCCCGCUCACGUUCUCGAAAAUCUCGCGUCGGCGAUCGUGCUCUUCCUAUCGGUGAUCUGCGCAGGCGAAAGUCUCUUGGGUCACGCCAAUCCCGCUCUCGCUCGCGCUCCCGGCUUCUCUCGUCUCGGUAUCGGUCUCGAAAGUCGAUGUCUCUAUCCCUGCCUCUAUCACGGCUGUCAUCUCUUCCAGGCCAUCCUCGCCCUCCUCUGCCUCGCCCUCUUCCGCCUCGGAAGUCGCCAGCAAAUCCUCCUCCCCGAGGCCCGGCGGGGGGAUCUAUCAGAGCCUUGGGACCACGAGGUGGCUCUCUGCGCAGCUGAUCGCCGAAGACGUCCCUGCCCGGGGGAAAAGCGGCCGAGUUCGUUCUUGCUUCUGCAGAGGAGCGUCGCCUAUCGCCAUCGCUAUAAUGUGAUGCCCGGUCAAAGCGGUCCGGGGAACGAUCUCGAGGAGAUCUCGACCGCCGGUCCGCGUCGUAUCGCGAGUAUCUAG
Molecule: messenger RNA, 564 nt
Organism: Trichoderma citrinoviride
Lineage: Eukaryota; Fungi; Ascomycota; Sordariomycetes; Hypocreales; Hypocreaceae
Exons: 1
Coding region: 1-564 (187 amino acids)
Source: RefSeq, a predicted model, not a curated record